Molecule: messenger RNA, 5274 nt
Organism: Neodiprion virginianus
Lineage: Eukaryota; Metazoa; Arthropoda; Insecta; Hymenoptera; Diprionidae
Gene: Dgk
Product: diacylglycerol kinase 1
Exons: 19
Coding region: 761-3544 (927 amino acids)
Biological process (GO): diacylglycerol metabolic process; intracellular signal transduction; lipid phosphorylation
Cellular component (GO): plasma membrane
Molecular function (GO): calcium ion binding; ATP-dependent diacylglycerol kinase activity
Source: RefSeq, a predicted model, not a curated record
CAGUCGUGCCCGAUCCGCGCGGGAGUUAGGGUAGUGUCGAAGAUUCGGAGUAUCCGUGUACAGAAACCCCGCGAGAUGACGAUAAUCGAAGAAUUUCCCGUGAAAGAAGCUCCGUCGUAACAAUAUUGAAAGGAACUGUAAAAAUCCGUCCGACAAUUAAACAAACAGUGAACUAAUAUCGUUUAUCGAAUUCCCGGCGUACGAGAGAGAAGGACCAGCAUCCUUGGUUAGCCGUCGAAGGAACAACCCCUAAAACCUUGACUUAAAAUGUAGCAUCGUGCCCCAUAUGCGACUGGCCCACUCGAUAUAACUGAACGUAGCACCGAGCUGCAGGCGAGACCGAGGACUAGGGAAAGAAGAGAAUCAUCUCUAAUAUGUAGUGAUCUCGGCGAGGAGGUGGUAGGACGAACCUUUUGGCGAUCGGGUGCUGCGCUGGAGAGGUGGAUGAAUGUUGUACCUGACCUGCAGCAGUGGGCUGAAUCCAGGUGUAAUUGCGGCGAGGAUCAAGGUGUAUAGAAUGAAGCCGAAGUCCUGCAAGAACGUCGUUCACAGUAUAUUGUACGCUGGCGUUCAGUCGAAGAAAGCCCACCGCAAGCGGAGCCUCAGCCGAGAGAUAUGACGGUUUCGGGGAAUAUUUUAACCUCCGAAUAGCGAUAGAAAAGAAAGGCAUUAUCUUAUCCAGGUUUGCGGGGCAACGGAUUUCAAGUUAAGUGUACUGCCAACGAGACAGAAGCUACGGAUUCGCGGCAUCGAGGCGAGGAUGACACUUCAAUGGGACAAACUUUCGCCCGCGGAGUUUCAACAACUUCAGGAUCUCGCUGCCUAUUCACCGAGGAAACUGCAAGAUGUAUUGGCCACCUUUUGCGGGUCUACUACCACACCAGGAGGAGUGCAAAAAUACCAUCCGGACGGGGUGAGGAAUUUUGAAUACCUGGAGAACAAAUUCAGAGACAUUGAUUACGAUGGAUUCCGCAAGUUCCUUGACAGUUAUCUCGAGGUGGGCGCCCCAGAUGAGCUGGCCAGGCACCUCUUCCUCUCCUUCGUUAAAAAGGGGCCAAAUGCAACGGACACGAAGGCGCUCAAGAACAUUUCGUUACAACGUUGCGUACAGGAAAUGGCUGUUCUAUCAUCGACAACUGCCUGUGCGGUAAUAACUUCGCACACGACGUCAAACACCAAUGUGAACAGCACAGGGUUGACUGGAAGUGGUGGAGGCGCGUCUGAAAGUCACUGCGGAGGAUCUUCGUUUGUAGAUAAAUUUCACGGUCUUACAGAGAAGCUACAGGCUCUCGGGCACCACAGAAGCGACAGCGAAACUUCUGCGAGAGCUCGAACAGGCAGUGUACAUCCUAUGCUGACUGUAACGCACACGUCGUACAGCUGUCACGACGUGUUGGAAAAAAAAAGCACAGACAGCAGCCCGAGCCACAGCCAAAUGUCCCGAAAUUCAUCCCGAAAAUCUAACAACUCCCUGUUCGUUAACAAUGGAAAAUUAGAAGAAAUUAGACACCUCGCCAGGAAACAGAGCAUGAUAGAUGUGCACACCGUCAAAGUUAGCUUGAAAGAUAUCGUCUGCUACCUUUCUUUGCUCGAAGCUGGCCGACCCGAAGAUAAGCUAGAAUUCAUGUUCCGGUUGUACGAUACCGAUGGGAAUGGGGUCCUCGAUCGAAACGAAAUCGAUUGCAUAGUAAACCAGAUGAUGAAUGUUGCGGAAUAUCUUGGAUGGGAUGUGACCGAACUGAAGCCGAUUCUACAAGACAUGAUGAUAGAGAUUGACUACGAUUCGGAUGGAACAGUUUCAUUAGACGAAUGGAAAAGAGGGGGCCUAACGACAAUACCGCUACUUGUACUUUUGGGACUAGAUUCGCACGUUAAAGAGGAUGGUAAUCACCUCUGGAAGCUGAAGCACUUCAGCAAGCCUGCCUAUUGUAACCUUUGUCUCAACAUGCUUGUAGGUUUGGGUAAAAAGGGAUUAUCCUGUGUCUUUUGUAAAUAUACUGUCCAUGAAAGAUGCGUACAAAGAGCGCCUGCCUCUUGCAUAGCAACUUACGUCAAGAGUAAAAAGACUUCUCAAACAAUGGCCCAUCAUUGGGUCGAAGGUAACUGCCAUGGGAAGUGUUCAAAGUGUAGAAAGACGAUAAAAAGUUACAACGGUAUCACGGGACUCCACUGUCGAUGGUGUCAAAUAACUCUCCAUAACAGAUGCGUUUCUCAAGUCAGAGCCGAAUGUACACUUGGAGAAUAUGCAGCCCACAUCUUACCUCCAACUGCCAUUUGCCCUGUAGUUAUAGACAGACAACGAUCGUUGUCCAGGGAUAGUAAGAGGGGCAGUAGAUAUGGUCAAGAUAAUGCGUCUAGCACAUCUAAUGCCGCAGUUCCCAGGGGAGGUUCGUCCAACCAGCAGCCUGCGAUGUCUUUUCAGAUAACAUUACCACCAGGGGUAACGCCGCUCGCAGUUUUUAUAAAUCCAAAAUCUGGCGGUAGGCAGGGUGAAAAAAUGCUGAGAAAGUUUCAGUACAUACUAAAUCCAAGACAAGUUCACAAUUUGGCUACCGGUGGUCCAAUGCAAGGGCUCCAAAUGUUCAAGGAUGUGGAAAACUUCAAAGUUAUUUGUUGCGGGGGAGAUGGGACUGUUGGAUGGAUAUUAGAAACUAUGGACCAUGUCCAGUUCUUACAGCAGCCUGCAGUAGGAGUAAUACCACUAGGAACAGGCAAUGACUUAGCUAGAUGCUUGCGUUGGGGUGGUGGGUAUGAGGGGGAAGCAAUUUACAAGGUUUUAAAGAAAAUAGAAAAAGCUACGCCGGUAAUGAUGGACCGAUGGCAAAUCGAAAUGAUAGACCAAGAUGAAGAAAGAAAACCAAAUCAGGAUUCCAUACCGUACAACAUAAUCAACAACUACUUCUCUGUUGGCGUCGAUGCUGCGAUUUGCGUCAAGUUUCACUUGGAGAGGGAACGAAAUCCAGAGAAAUUCAAUAGCAGAAUGAAAAACAAACUGUGGUAUUUUGAGUACGCAACUAGCGAGCAGUUUGCUGCUAGUUGUAAGAACCUCCAUGAAGAUUUGGAGAUAAUAUGUGAUGACAUUCCUUUAGAUUUAGCUCACGGGCCCUCGUUGCAAGGUGUCGCCCUGUUGAACAUCCCCUUUACACACGGGGGCUCAAAUUUAUGGGGUGAACAUCACACGAGGCAUCGCCUUGGAAAGCGUAGAAAACGUCCAGACAAAGAACUGAGCACUAGCAGUUUUAAUUCUGUAGAUUUAAACGCAGCUAUUCAAGAUAUAGGAGACAAUCUCAUAGAAGUAAUAGGUUUGGAAAAUUGUUUACACAUGGGUCAAGUCAAGACAGGUCUCAGAGCAUCUGGAAGAAGACUGGCCCAGUGCAGCAGUGUUAAAAUAAAAACUACCAAAAGGUUUCCCAUGCAGAUUGACGGAGAACCAUGGAUGCAGGGACCAUGCACGAUUCACAUCACCCAUAAAAACCAAGUACCGAUGUUGAUGGCUCCCCCUCCGGAGAAAAGUAAAGGAUUUUUUCGCUUUUUAAAGAGGUAAAUUUUUUAAUUUCCUCCCUCAUAAUCGCUGUAAAAUAUUAUUAAUUUUUUAUUUAUUUCAACUCACGUAAUGUACUCGGAAAGUUUGCUGUAAUUAUUAUUGUUAUUGAGUGUAUGGUAAGAUUUCACCCAGGAUUGAAGGCUACAGAUAUCGGUAAACCAUUGAUGGUAUUAUUUCACAAUCGAGAGCGAACUAUUGAAAUUCAUGAAUGAACAAAUAAUGAAAAGUGAGUACUAAUUAGAUACCAUACCAUUACACUGAUUCAAGUGUAAUAUAUGCCACCUGAAAAAUUUAUCGACAUCUUGUCGUAUAUAAGGAAUUAUAAAUUGCCGACUCUGCAUUUACAUACAAAUAGUAUUAUAUAUACAAUAUUUACUAUAGUAAUUUUUUGAACUCUCGCUUUUUUAACAGAUUAGAUAACCGCAAUCAGGUUCAAUUUAGUAUUUGAUGAUGUACCAAUAGAACAAAAAAUUAACACAUUCGUUGAUAGUACGAGGUCCGUAAACGUCGCUUUAUAUCCCAUAAAUGGUAGCGAGAUAGUUAUAAUAGUAUAAGCCGUGGCGAAUGAAAAACGGUGUUAGUAUAAGAUAAAAGUAAAAUAAAAAUAAAAAACAAACAUAAAUCAAGAAAUAAAUCAAAAAGAGUUUAGAAAACUCCGUCAUAUUCAAAAAUAUAUUUUCUAGCUACGUACAGAUUUAAGUCUCGGAUGAUAUUUUCUGAAUAUCUUAGGACUUGUUGCAACCUGUAUAGUGAAUUAAUAUCAAAAUUAAUACUGAACCGAUUGAUACUCAUGAAUUUAUAUUUAUAUCAUCUAUAGAAUUAUAACAAAUAUAGUAUAAUAUUGAAUAAUGAUAAAACAAUUUAAAAGAAUAAAUAAAUAACAAUAAUUAAUCAGUUAAAUGAACAAAUAAAUCAAAAUAAGAAACUGUUGUUUUUAUAUGGAUGCAGACCAGCAUCCUAUUCUGAAGUCUGAUUGAAAAUAAAACAAAAAAUUAACGAAAACACGAUAGAGAAAAAAAUAAUAACGCCUGUCUACAGAACACAUUACCAAUAGUAAAGCUGACCAGCAUUAUCACAACUAUGGAUGCAUGUGAGCCGAAGUGUACUGCAAUCAAAAAAAUAUAUGCGCUCUGUCUAAUUGUGAAGUAAACUAAAAAAAAGAAAAAAUAGAUGCGCUAUGUCCAUUGUUGCUUGUUAUUCUACGUUUAUUGUAUGGCGUAAUGAAGCAGGACAUGAAAGUACAGUUAGGCAUAGACUGAUGUCAGCGUAUUUCAGUUAGGAUAAAUAUCAGUAUAAUAUUAGGAGGGUUGAGAUAUUUGAUGUGGUCACUGGCAUUUACACUGUGUGUAUCAAGAAAUUAUUAUUUUUUUUUAACAACUUAUUUCUCAUCUGACAUACCUACGUAUGUACAAACUAUAUAUACCUAAUUCACGUUGCCGAAUCUAUUUUUUCUAUUAGUAUAAUUCUCUACAAUCACGCUUGAUAGGUAUUAUACCUGUAAUCAAUUAACAAACGUUUACUUUUGUCUUUAGAAAUAUACAAAUUAUGGAAUGAUUAUCCGCUGUGUAUUUAUAGUCUAAUGAUAAUAUACUUUUACGUUUUCAGCUAUUUAAUACGUAUUAUAUUGCAUUGUAAAUCUCAGAUGAAAACGAAUAAAGGUGAAUAAUGAAAGGUCUAAUUUAAAACAAAUUGUCCGUGAAUAACGAACGACUUAUAUAUAAAUAAGUAUA